Drosophila eugracilis is the source of this 3829-nucleotide messenger RNA. RefSeq lists its product as uncharacterized. The record is from RefSeq and is a predicted model, not a curated record. The transcript has 12 exons. Gene Ontology annotation, biological process: signal transduction. Lineage: Eukaryota; Metazoa; Arthropoda; Insecta; Diptera; Drosophilidae. The coding region runs from base 322 to 3654 and encodes 1110 amino acids.
AAACUAAUAAAAAUGAUAAAGUAAAACUAUGCAUAUGCAUAUAUAACCAUGAUAUUUUUAUAAAUAAAACAAAUCUUUCGUGCUUUCGAGUGUUUUUUGGAAAAGAAAUACAUAUACAUAUGUUCCCAAAUUUGUGGAUUGUUUGUAUAGCAUGCAUACAUUCAAAAAUAGCUUAUCGUGAAUUUCGGAAUUUUUUAAUGUAUUUUUCCGAAAAAAUGUUUUUGUCUAUUAAACUGUAGAGACUUUCCCGCACGUCAUUUGCCGUCUCAACUCAUGGUCAUAUUUGUUCUUAACAUACUAUAACGACUUUUAUGUUGUACUAUGGAAUUAUCAAAGAAAUCAGAGGGAUCAGACCCUGUUGCGGCCGUAAAAAAAAAGUCAGGACAGUUGAAUAAUGCGCUAGGCAAGCUGAACGUCGCUAUACGUGGAGAAAAAACAUUGUCAUCUUCUAAGGACACACAUCCUUGCCGCUUACGUUAUCCGACCCAUUUUGCAAAUAAGCUUUUUGAGGGUGAUCCUUCUGGAAAUAUACUAAAACGCAGUAGCACAAAAGAGAAUGAAAUAAAACGAGAACGCUGGCUUUUAACUCGAAAAACAUGGAGAUAUAUGACCGAUGCAGGUCGCAAGAUAGUUCCCGAUGGAUAUCAGGCAGAAUUGGGCAACAAUGACAUAUUUGAAGAACAAUUUCAACAAGUGUGUUUAUCUGAAUCUAAUUUUAUUUUGUGGAGCCGCAGAACCUCGUACCCAGGAGCUAACAGAAAUUAUAGGCGAAGAUUGAAACCAUUGACGAGACACUCCAGUUCCAGCCACGGAGAAAAUAAAGUUGAGCCCGAAAAUUGUUAUUAUAAUGACGAUCGAAUAAUCGAGUUAUUGCAAACGUGUCUUAAGCUUCGCGAUGUGUACAAAACAUCAACACUACUUGGUACUAAAACGGUUCGACCUGACCAAACAUCAUCACCUAGUGCGCGAAGACCCAACCUGGGAAUACAGAAUGACAAAGAUAAAAUAAUAUCCUUCGGCACGACUCUGCAAAAAGAGCUCAUAUGCCGACUGAAGCUUUUGUCUAAAAGCUUUAUAUUUGCAAAAGAGGAAAAUAUAUUGGAUUUUGAUGACGUACCCGAAACCAUUCUUGAAGACAAAGUAAUGUUAAAGAAAAUUUACAACGCACUCAAGAAACAGCAGCUUCAUCGGAACCUACAUUCUAAUGAACCACUUAAAUAUUGCGUUAAACGGUCAACUUCAUUAUCUAGCUUAUUAAAAUUUGGUUUAAAUGAACGUAAAACUAGUGGUAAAUCUGAUAUAAAUAACAAAAAGCUUAUACAUACAAAUAUUAACACUCUACAACAAAGUGAAACUAGACAAAUUUCACCAAGUAAGAAACAUUCACUUUAUUUAGAUCUUAGCAAAGAUUUGCAAAGCUUAGAGUUACCCAAAAAAUGCACCCUGAACAAAGAAAAAAUUAAUGGAAACCGGAAAAGCUUUGGAACUCAAACUAGUUUUAUUCAACUCAGCGAAUUGAAAAAAUUGGCGGAACUGUACAAGGUUCAAAAUUGUAAAAAUAAUUUAAAACUAUUAAAAGAGUUUAAUAGGCAAGAAGGCUUAAACUCUCCGCGAAUAGGUUGUAGAAAGGGUUCAAUUGACGAAGAUUUUUCACAGUCAGUAAGCGAUACGAUAAAACGUUAUUUUAAAAUGGCAAGAAGAAAAAGUGUUCAUGAUUCUGAAUCCAAUCGAUUUAAAUCAAUUAACUAUGAUAAAAACUUGAGAAAUAUUAAGGCUGCGUCCGAAAUAAAUCCACCUGGACUAAAUGAAGGAUUAAAUAAGGCAGUACAAACAUUAUAUGCUUGGCCACUUAUAGCUUUAGAUUUUAUUAAAGGAAACGAAUCUUCUAUAAAUCUGGACAACGCUCACUUAGAAUGGCAAAAAUCUGAGGAUGAGCGAACACUAAAACAAUUCGUUUGGGAGAAAAAUCAAUUACAUACACUUUGUUCUGCACCUACAUCUCCCACCAUUCAUUCGAAAUUGGACAAAGCUAUUAGGGUUUCUGGUGAAUUAUUCUCUUCUAGUUCUCAAUUUAUUUCGAAUAUUUUACAUGGGCAUAGUAACUCAGGAAGUCAUAUAAACACAUUAAUAGACCAAUGUCCUGAUAUAGCUUGGGAAAAUGCAACCGUAAAUAUGCAAAAGUCAAAAUCAUUAUCAAAUGUGGGUCAAUUUGUGACAAAAAAAAUUUGGCGAAGUGGUUCCAAAAGUCAAAAUAAACGAAAUUUAUCUAAAGAUUGUAUUAAUUCAUCAUCUAUAAAAUGGUAUCCUUCGGGAAAUUGUUUGUGGAUUGCAGAGUCUGGCGAAAGAUUUCAAAUUGUGGAAACUUCACUGAUAAGGCUGACGAAUACAGAAUUAGCUCUAUUAAAGGAUUUCUCGUUAGAAAAACUUAAAGAAUUGAAUAUUGGAAAUAUUGAAGAUUUGAAGAAACCCCCGCAGAUUAAUUGUAUCCCACUUAAAAAAAAAUCUGUGAGCCUUUUUGAUAUUGGAAGAAAAGAAGAACAAAAUGGUCGCAUGGAAUUGUUUGGAACUCCAUUGGAAUGUUGCUUGACAAGAGACAGAAAACAAAAAGUUAAUACAGAGGACCGAUCAAAAUAUACCCUAAUGCAAGUGAUUCGAGGAAAUGACAGUGAUCCAAGAAGUUCAUUGAAGAUAAAUGAGAAUGUCAGGUCAUGUGAAAGUUUACCAUCCAAAACCCUGGAACACGGUUACAUGGACAUUUCCUUAUGUCUAAGCGAUACCUUCAGACUUAAAUCAAAGUCUUCGAAACCUUUUACUCAGUUUAAAAUCGGAAACACUGAACUUAAUAUUGAUAGGCCCUAUCAAGAUCAAUUACAACUCAUGGUACCAAUGUUUGUAAAUAACUGUAUCGAAUUUUUAGAAGAGAAUGGCUUAGAACAGGUUGGACUCUUUCGCGUGAGCCCAUCUAAAAAACGAGUAAAACAAUUACGCGAAGAACUGGAUAAGGAUAAUCAUUUCAGGAUUUCCGUUGAUACAUGUCCACAUGAUGUUGCCACCCUCCUUAAAGAAUUUUUACGGGACCUUCCAGAGCCACUACUUUGUUAUAGGCUAUAUUCAACUUUUCUAAGAACACAACGUAUAAGAAAUCGACGCUUGCAACUUGAGGCUUUAUCACACAUAAUUAGACUACUUCCCAUACCCCACAGAGACACAUUAUAUGUUUUACUAGCAUUUCUAGCAAAGGUGGCGGCACAUAGCGAUAAUGUAUGUUCAGUUGACGGAAGUUAUGUAAUGGGUGGAAAUAAAAUGGAUUGCAAUAAUCUAGCCACCGUAUUUGCUCCGAAUAUUUUGCGUGGGACGCUUGUGACAUUAUCGAGGGACAAAGAGCAAGAAAAUAUGAGCGACUCUAUUAAUGUCGUAAGGACCCUAAUUAAUCAUUAUGAAGAAAUCUUUACGAUAUCAGCAGAAUUGAUUAAUUCUAUUUAUACACAAAUGUUGGAAGCUUGUCCUGAAAAGUUAUACGAGCUGAUUUCAACGAAAAUAAAUGGAGCCGAAAGGAAUUUUCAUCAACCAGAUGAACAAGAACUAAGCAGAUUAUCAGAUCGCGUCAUUGACACUCUGCCCUAUGGAAAACGUAUUUUAGACAAGACUCCUUAAAUCACCUAGAUGACAUUGACUUGGAACAGGGGCUUGAUAAAAAAGAGAUCUCAAAAAUUACAACCCAAUAGAAUGUUAGAAUAAAAGCUUAAACAUUUUCACCGCUAGCUUAAAAAAAUCUCUACCGGAAAAUGUACAUAUAAACAAUAAAGAGUCUUUAGAAAGCAAUGAUAAA